AAUGAGAUACAAGUAACUACAUCAAUAGUUGAUUUGUAAAUUGUAUUUAAAUUUAUAUCCAAGUUCACAUCGGUCAUCUAUACUGCAUACACCUUUCAUCAGGCGAGCUUGUGUAACUAAACAUUAUUUUCAUCAUGAGCCGUGCAGGGAUAGCCUACACCCCCUCGCUUGCAAUUGAUUACCUGGAACAUGGCGAACCCAAAGGCUGGGCUGUGAUUCUUUCUCACGGCUUUCCUUACGACAUCCAUGCCUUUGACGAUGUAAUACCGCAUCUUGUCUCAUGUGGCGCCCGGGUCAUUGUGCCGUAUCUUCGAGGGUUCGGACCGACCCGAUUUACUUCGGCAGACCACAUGCGUUCUGGCCAACAAGCCGCACUUGGCUCCGAUGUGAUCCGGCUCCUCGAUCACUUGAAAAUCGACAAGGCGAUUGUGGCCGGCUUUGACUGGGGAGGUGUUGCUUCAUGCGUCUCUGCUGCAUUAUGGCCGGAGAGAGUUGCCGGUCUCGUGAGCUACGCUGGAUACGACAUUGUCGACGUCUCACAACAAAAAGAACCAUCCUCGCCUCAUUUAGAAAGUGUGAUGUGGUAUCAACACCUGUUCCAGAGCGAAAGGGGGCGGAAAUGUCUAGCUGAGAAUCGAAAAGAGUUCUGCGAACUGCUGUGGAAACAGUGGUCGCCGACUUGGGAAUUCAGCGAUGAAGCAUACGAGCGCACAGCAUCUGCCUUUGAUAAUCCCGACUUCGUUGAUGUUGUCAUUCACGCUUACAGGUUUUGUCUCGGUAAUGCCUCUGGGGACCCAGAGCUCGAGGCCCUGGAGCAAAAGUUGGCGGAACGGCCUAAAAUCACCGUCCCGUGCAUAACACUCGAUGGAAGCCGGGACCCGUUGAAGCCCGGCGGGUCAGUAGCCCAUGAUGAAAUGUUUACAGGACGACAUGAGCGGAGAGUCUUUGAUGUAGGGCAUGCAUUUCCCGCCGAAGCACCAAAGGAAUUUGCUGACGCAAUAUACGAUGUCUAUAUUUGGUCACAGCAGUCCUGAAAUUCAUGGCCAAGGACUACGAGUCGAUGAGUCGUUUUGCAACUUUCCUUUGACCAAUGGAAGCAAAACAUUAUGUUAGCGUGUGGUCGGUGGUCACAGAUAGCCUCAGACAGCCGCUCCCCUUGUUCAAGUAGGCGAAAGCAAAAAAUUGAAAGCACAGUCGAAUGA
Molecule: messenger RNA, 1202 nt
Organism: Truncatella angustata
Lineage: Eukaryota; Fungi; Ascomycota; Sordariomycetes; Amphisphaeriales; Sporocadaceae
Product: Alpha/Beta hydrolase protein
Exons: 1
Coding region: 135-1034 (299 amino acids)
Molecular function (GO): hydrolase activity
Source: RefSeq, a predicted model, not a curated record